This is a messenger RNA of Diversispora eburnea, 1134 nucleotides long. The record is from the annotation of a GenBank genome assembly. NCBI's taxonomy places the organism in Eukaryota, Fungi, Glomeromycota, Glomeromycetes, Diversisporales, Diversisporaceae.
AUGCGUUCCCAUUGGGAAUUCCAUAGUGAAACAAUAGAAAUGGCAAGAAAAGUGUAUGGAUUUUCUCAAUCUCAAACGUUUGCAAACAUUUUUAAUUUACUUCUUAAUAAAGUAGCAGAAACGUUGACAGUUAAAGAUAUCACAAAAACGAUACUUACUGAAGCAAUAGAAAGAUUUGCUCAAUUAUGUAAGCAAUACGAAAAUUGGGAGAAAUUAAAAUGUUUUGAUGCCGCUUUUCCCUGGAAAGAAGUAACCAAUGUAGAACUCGAACUUAGAUUAAUGGAAAAUUAUGAUGUUCUCAGCAAAAACCAAGAACAUUAUGAAAACCUUGUCAAGGCUCUUAAACGACUUACAUCCGUACUAGAAUGGGUUGUUCGUCUUGAACAAUUAUUCACGAUUAUAGAAAUAUUUGAUGUUCUACAUGAAAAAGACGAUUGGCUUACAAAAUCUCGACGACUAUCCGAAGCUGGCAAUUUUCUAGAAUUCCUCAAAAGUAUAGCUGAACAUGAUAUAGAAAAUCUUAUUAAUUGCAUUGAUGAUUUUAAUGAUGAACGAUUAAACCAAGAGGAUACUGUUGCUUCAUUAAUUCAAAAAUUUCUUGCCAAUUUGGCUUCCAUCAAUGCCGAUAACCCUACAUUGGUUCGAAAAAUUACCUUGUGUUCAAGUUGUAAUAUGGCUUUACAAAAUAUGUAUCAAAACAUUUCACUUCGAGGCGAAGUUACUAAAGAAAAGAUUCAUAAUGCAGUUAAAAAAGGAACUUAUUUAUUUGAACGUAUGAGCAAAGAUGAAAGGUUUACUGUUUCGUUGACAUAUCCCUCCAAAGGGAGUAAUGUAAAGCCUUAUUCUCUUUAUGACUUACAAGAUUUGAGAGGACGUGCGUUGUUAAUUGCUAAACCUACUUCCGCUGCAAACAAAAGAAAGGAUGCAAAUGAAGAACAGAUAGCAAAGACCCAAAUAAUGGAUGAAUUUGUUCGUCAAAUUGAUUUGUUUCACGAAAUUUGUAAUAUUGGAGUUAAACUCAUACAAGUGGGGCAUUUCGGUUAUCGGCAAUACAAGAAAUCGGUUUCUGGUGGAAAUAAGAUGAAAGAAUUAGCCGAGUUGCUUAAAUCACUUAAAGAGGAUUUGAAUCAAUAA